Molecule: messenger RNA, 5185 nt
Organism: Cydia splendana
Lineage: Eukaryota; Metazoa; Arthropoda; Insecta; Lepidoptera; Tortricidae
Gene: Josd
Product: josephin-2
Exons: 5
Coding region: 181-885 (234 amino acids)
Biological process (GO): protein deubiquitination
Molecular function (GO): cysteine-type deubiquitinase activity
Source: RefSeq, a predicted model, not a curated record
AACACAUUUGUCAUCACAAAAUAAUCGUCGGGUUUUCUGUAAAAUUGUAAUAAUUGCUGUGAUUAAAUUAAUUAGUGAGAAAGACUACUAACGGCGUAAAUUUUAUUCGUAUCAUUUAAACAAAAGUUAAACCAUGUGUGUUUUUUGUUAGAAAACGAUGUAAUUUUGAAUGUAAUCGGGAUGUCUGCAAAACCGACGAUUUACCAUGAAAAACAAGUUAAAGAACUGUGCGCGCUGCACGCACUUAACAAUUUAUUCCAGGUGCGCGGGACGUUUACGAAGAGCGAGCUGGACGGGAUCUGCAGCCGGCUGUCGCCGAACGUGUGGAUCAACCCGCACCGCUCCAUGCUGGGGCUGGGCAACUACGACAUCAACGUGAUCAUGGCGGCGCUGCAGCUGAAGGGCUGCGAGGCCGUGUGGUUCGACAAGAGGAAAGACCCAGGCUGCCUUGACCUAUCAAACAUCUGUGGGUUCAUUCUGAAUGUGCCCUCUGACUACAAGUUUGGCUUUGUGAUGCUGCCCCUGCGCCGUCGUCACUGGAUUGCCAUCCGUCAGAUCCAGGGGAACUUCUACAACUUGGACUCCAAGUUGGACGCACCACAGCUUAUUGGAAGAAGCAGUGAUCUCAUAGCCUACCUAAAGCAGCAAAUGGAGUGUAAAGAAAAGGAGCUCUUUGUGGUUGUAAGCAAGGAAGUAGAAGAAAAGCAGCUCUGGAUGAACCAGUUCACUGUCACCUCACCAACCCACAACCUCCCCCUCAACCACUGUGACAGCCCUGACAGUGUUUCAGAUACCAGUAAUCCGUACGAGUCUAGAAAUGAUAGUGUGGAGUGUCUUCAAAUACAUGAAGUGCGGAACUGUUCUUUGGCGGUUAAUGACUUUUAAAAGUGUACUUCUUUCCAUUAGACUGAUAGUGUCGACUGUGUGGUUCUGUGGGUGUUGGAGAUUGAACCAUAAAAAUUGAUUAAAUUGUUGUUUACUAUAUUAUUACCCUAUUUAUUUAAAGUUUUUCUGUUAUGGAAACUAUUUUAAAGCAUGUGUGUUUGUAUACACCUGAUAAGAGUAUGAUUAACAUCUGCUUUUUUUAUUUCUAAUGAAUGGGCUUUUAAAAUUUUGAGAAUUGGAGUUCUAUUUUUAAUGCUCAUCAUUUACCUAAAACUUUUAAUAAAUUUAACAAGGCGCACUUGAUGUUUGUAUUAACAAUUUGCUCUCUCAGUGUAGCAGUGAAAACAGUUUAAAAGGCAACUAAUUUUUAAGGUUUAAAUUUUAAACCUUACAUUUGCAAGUUUUAACUUGUUUGUUGCUGAUAUUAUUUGCAUACUUAUUUCUUUAGUAUGAAAGUCUAAAAUCAAUUGGUAUAACUUAACAGAUGAGUGAAACGCCUAAUGCCAUUGUGAACUAUGCCUUAUAAAUGGUAAUGUUGUAUGAUCUGUUUUAGAUCCAGUAGUGAAAAUUAUAAAUAUUUAUAAAUAAUUUAGUCGAAUUAUUGCAUAAUGUGUCUAUUUCUCAAGUUAUCAUGAAAAAUAUACUAAUAUUGUAAUUUGAAUCUUUUGGAUCGGAUUUUAAAACGAACAUAUAGCUUAUUGUAAAAAAGUUAUUUCGGCAGACGUCUAUCAUCUUGAAUAUAUACAAAUAUAACUAUACUGUCUUAGAUAUUCAAUACCAAUUAUAACCCGUAAGUAAGGGUCAAAAGUUGACGCUCGAUUACUAACAAUGCGGCGUUGGAUAACAUAUAUAUGAUGUAUAUCUGUGCGUUUCAAUAGGUAUAUAAAUAAAGUAUUUAAUUAAAAUGUGAUUCCAAGUCUACAACGAAGUAAAUAUCCUUGCUCCAUAGGUUAACGUUGACGUUGACACGAGGCGACAAAUAGUUUGAUAGACGUGUGAAGGAUACCCAGUGCCACAUUGUUACGUCUCCGUCUAAAAUUGUACGUGUAAUUAAGAAAACAUAUCCUCGUAUAUUAAUGAUGACCAUAUUGUAAAGUUAUUACUAUACUAUACUAUAACAGAUAGAAUGGAGACACGAGUUUUGGGCGCUUACAAUUUUAAUGUAUUUAUAUAUAACGAUCAAAAUAUUCUACAUUACCAAGAUCGGAUUACCAGCGAAGUAUCCUAGUGUAGAGUCACCAUCAAAUAUACAGUGACAGCCUAAGUGGCCUUUAUCGGAACACAUGCUUAUUUCCGUCACUAUCUAUUAGAUAUGCUAACUGUACAGUGUAAAAAUAUGGGUGGAUAGAACUUAUUAUACAAUAUAUAUGUCCUAUAUUUAGUUUUUGAUUCGCCAUAUAAGAGCUAUAGGGCAAGAAACAUACUUGGGUACCUAUGCAAGUAUCUUUUCUAGGUAUCUGCUCAGAAUUCGUGGCAAUACUUCUUUAUUUUCUGGAUUUAUAGUACUACUUAUAGUACGAAUAAUACGAUUUUUAUUGUUGUGUUAUUGUGUUGUGUUUAAUUUAUUUGUUUUGUACAAUUUUGUUGGGUUAGUUGUAAUAUAGGAACGAGUUAUUUGUUGCUGUGUUGGUUAAGUGGCUAUUAGCACAAGCCAGACGUUUCUGUCCAAGCUAUUCCGUAUGACAGAGAACCGAAGAAAAAAAAUGUGUCGCUUUCACUAGACAUUGUCGGUUGUUCUUAAAGGCGGUUUUAACUGCAUUAUUUAUUAUUUAUUUGGUAAUUUUUUGGACAACGAAGAUAUAUAGGUAUACCAUCGCCCACCUUCCAUCGUGAAGAUAUAUAGGUAUACCAUCGCCCACCUUCCAUCGUGAAGAUAUAUAGGUAUACCAUCGCCCACCUUCCAUCGUGAAGAUAUAUAGGUAUACCAUCGUGAACCUUAUGCCUUUUGUAAUAAGGUCCACCGAUAUACAGUCAGGAGUGUUGCUGUUUGUACCAACGUAUCUACAAAUGACAAGUUCCGUUCACAUAGUCAGUGUAUGUACUGACUUUGUAUGUAAAUUAUCUUUGUUUUAUUUUAACGUUAAAUGUGUUAGUGUACGAUAGACGGCCUAAAUUAAUGAUAUGGGGUUUAGAGGGUAUUUAGGACUUUAUCUAAAUAAGAUAAUGUACAAUCAGCACCACCAAUAUAGGAGUAUUUUAGUCAUCUUAUGACUAUUCAUAUUUUUGAAAACUUUUAUUAUUUUUUGACUUUGACUUAUUUGAUAGUGAUCCAAACUCAGGAUGGGGGUUAGUAUAUUGUCUUUUCUAACCUGUGCCAACAAUAUAUUCUUUAGUUUAAACCGCCCACACCCCUAGCACAGCUUCACCGCGAUACCAUCAUGUCGCGCGCGCUUGUGCUAGGCUGACACAACUCAUACGGAUCUCAACGAACAUUUUCUGUGAACUCCUAUAUUUGAUAAUGAUUGUAAAAGCGGCUUAAUUUUUAGCACUUUCAUUGAACCCAUUCAAAUUAAUUUUAUUUUCAAAUGGCAGUGAAAGUGUUAACAGUGCUGCGACAAUAAUGACUUAUUCAUGUCUUAAAUUAGGGAUAUUAUGAAUGAUAUUCAUUCGUCUUACCUUGCAAUCUAUCAGUAUAUAAUAAGUUUAGAGUUAAGAGCAUAGGGGCGCUGAAAAUGGGUACCUCCCAGUUGUUUUACAGUCUAGUGAAAACCUUAUACAAUAGAGUCUAAACUUGAACACCAAAGCUGCACUAUGGCGACCACUAGAUGGGUUAUUAUAUCUAAUUAAUGAUACUUAUACCUGGAAAAAAUUCCCUGUAUAAAAAUGACCUUGUAUAAAAUUUGAAGAUCCCGUGUCUCCUAAUUGUGACUAUACUAUCCGCAAACCAACGAGGUCAUAGCACUAUUUCUCUCCCUCUUGCAAUAACGACGUAAGCGUGAAUAUGAAGUUUUACGACCCCGGUCGUCAGUUUGGUUUGCGGAUAGUAUAAUAGAUGGCGCUCCUCUCUGUUCUACAUCGCGCUAUAGGUGUUAUCAAUACCACAGGCACUAUACAAUGUAUACGAACUGACCAUUAAUAUGCACUUUAUUACUACUGAGUAAGGUCUACUAUUGGUUGCCUUAGUACAUUUAUGGAUUCUAUGGCUCUAGCGCCUGUUUUACCAAGUUCACAAUUGACACGUUACACUGACAAUUUCCUGUACAUUUAUGGGUCGGUAAGCAACGACGGUACAAAGCGUGAAUAUUUAUAUGUUGUUAAUUGUGUGUUGUAAGUUGUGAAUUGUCAGUAUCAGGCGACAAUUGUCAGCUUGGUGCCAGAGUACUAAAGAGCGACUAGGAGUGUGUACUGUCUCUUCCGAAAAUCGUUUUUUCCAGAUUGCGAUUUUUGCCAUUCGCAAUUUUUACCACUUUAUUUUUUCUCAAUAGCUUAUAGAACAGAUAAGUAUAUAGAGUAACAUUAUUCUAGUAAUAGACUUAUAGUUUCCUAUAUGUAAACAAAUAUUUUAAUAAAAACUUAUUAUUACGUAUAAAUGACAUGCAUAUGUACUAGUAUGUGUGACGAGAUAUGCGAGGAAAUCUUAAUUUACGUGGUCAUACAGGUGUUUUUUAUUUUAAAGAAGAAAAAACUAAUUUUUUAAACAAUCUUAGUGAGCUGCUAAAUAUGUCUACGUUUUGGCACUUUACAUUGUACAACCUACAUGUGCGUUUAAUGUAUGAGUGCUGCGCAUGUUUAGUUCUGCUGCUUUUGAUACUAAAUAUAUUUUCCCAAUAAUUUUAUUUUCUAGUAGCUUAUUUUCCUAAUAGGUUUUCUAACCAUUCGCAUAAUUUGGAUAUGUAUUCUAAUUAUAAUAUACGACACACUAACUAAAAAAUAACUUCUUUUUGAAAAUCAAUAUCGUACAAUAAAAUAAGUCGGUAUCGUACAAGAAAAAGUAAAAUGGUAAAAAAUGCGAAUGGCAAAAAUAUCAAUCUGGAUAAACGAUUUUCGGAAGAGACAGUACACACUCGCGACUGGGAUCUGUCCGUUGCAAUAUGAACCUUAUGCGGUAAUGUCCAAGGCACAACACCAAAUGCGGCCGCACGGCUAGGUACAAGCAAUACAACCAAAUAAAUAGGAUAAUUUUAUGUAACACAAGUUUAUACGCACUCGUUGUAUCUACUCUUUUUGAGUUCGUUUUUGAUGGUUCAAGUAAACUGUAUUUUAUUCCUGAUCCAAAAUCACAUGAACGUUUUAAUCUACUUGUACUAUGCAUUGUAAAUAUAAGAUAUUUUCUUAUAAAAAUAGAAGGUGUGAUGACUAA